Desarmillaria tabescens is the source of this 2880-nucleotide messenger RNA. RefSeq lists its product as uncharacterized. The transcript is spliced from 8 exons. NCBI's taxonomy places the organism in Eukaryota, Fungi, Basidiomycota, Agaricomycetes, Agaricales, Physalacriaceae. The coding region runs from base 1 to 2880 and encodes 959 amino acids. The record is from RefSeq and is a predicted model, not a curated record.
AUGUUCUCCUCUCCUCCUGGCGCUCCAGUCUCGGUCUCUUCUCCCCUGACAACACCCUCUAUAGUACAACCCACUGCUCCCUCUUUUAAUCCUCCUACCACCAGUUUCCAAUCAAUCUCGGCCCCGGCUCAGCUCCCUUUCCCCAUCGUGUCCUCAGUCUCGUCUCCCCAUACACCUCUGCAAGCCAAUCCCGCUGCUAUGGUAGCCCAGAUGGUUGCAUCGACAUCUGGCAUGUCAUCGACCCAGUCGGCUCAACACCCCUCCACAGAUCCACUCCUCACCACAGGACUUCACCCACCACCUUCUUUUCCCACCUACAAUGGGCCCUCCACUCCUAUCGUCAACGUCCGCGGCAAUAGGAAUGGAACCAAUGCUCGUCGCCAACAGUCCAUUCAUGCUCGUAACAGUAACUCCCUCCUCAACCAUCUCGGUGUUGGACGCAACAGUAAUCAGCCUAGUCAUGCUGAACUGUGCUUUCUUAUUAUGCCGCUCCACUGUCCUAACUCCCAUGGUGCUCACGAGAAUCCUGCCUACCUCCAUCCCGACGAUGCAGCCACUGCCAACUGGAAGAUGGAUCAGGCUGAUAUCCAACCCCUCAUUCAACGCCUCUCUAAUCUCAAACUCCACUUCACUGUUAACGUUUCCAAGGACAUCGACUGUUUUCGCGAAGUUCACCAAGCUCUCAUUGAUCACCAAGGCCGCCUUGACACCCCGAAGAUUACUGACAUGAAUCUCAGUCCAGACGUGCAGCCGAACGAUUGUGGUUGGUGCCUUCUUCAGUUUCGUGCAAGUCAGGGAUCGACCAGUCUCGUAUGUGCGAAGAGUGCCAGACAGGUCACCUAUUGGACCUGGAACAAUCUCAAGAUGCACUGCUCUCUUGCCAAAGCAUCCAAGGUCUCCGGUCAUGACGUGGACAGCCGGUUCAAGUCCUACUUCAUUAUCGCCCCUUCCCGUGGCAGUAUCAAUCACAAUAUCGUUGACUGCUAUCAAGGAGACUUUCAAACUCCCAUUCACCCGACAAAGGCACAAAUGCAACAUGCUUGCUUUCCUGCACGAGCGUUGUAUGGCCUUGCCUUCAUCUCUCAAACUGUUGGUGAAUAUGGAGCUGGUCCUGAUCAACGUUGUCUUCGUUUGUGUCGAGGAGAAGAUCCUAAUCUUCAGCCAAGCAUGAGUACUGCCCCACGAUACCUGCUUUGUCCAAAGAACCCCUGCUCCAGCACAACCGCAACUUCAGGCUUCGUUGUGCAGGCUUCAUCGCAAGCAUCCGCCUCCACGUCCAGUGCAGUGGAUCCAACGCCAAGUCAGCCCGCCACUUCUCCACAUACCCAAGAUGCUGCCCAGAACACUUCGGAAUGCCCCCCCUUCAUUCCGACCCAUAGACCCCGUUCCCCACCACCUUACAACAACCCCAAAUGGGAUUUCCCAGGAGACCAUCUGAGAAGACUCAAGAUACAGAGAAUCAGCAGAGAUUCGCGCCUCAUAAUCUAUGCCGCUGACCUAAAACAGGCUGCCGAAGUGCUCUGGAAUGUGCUCCUGCAUAUCGGCCGCGUUCGACAAAUCCUACUACCUGCUGAAACCCUUAGUCCCCACGCCUACCCUCUAACUGAUCUUCCUGAAGGAGUCAGCGUCGAAAACUGGUGGAUUCCGAGUGCAUACACCAACCCAGAAGUUCACGUUGAUGGCCCUGCAGUCGGUAAUAGUCUUAUCACCGUGACAUUGACCACCCUUCUUGAGCGUCUUCUCAACAUCACAGAUGAGAAUGCCGCCUAUGGUCACCUUCUUGGUGGUUCUUCACUAAUCUUUCCACGCAUGCCUGUAUACAAUUUAACUAACGAGCAGGCUGCGUUCUGGUGGGCCCACGGGUUUUCCCUAGCCCUAUGGUGUUUGGUUACUUGUCAAGCGCCGCUGCCUCUCUUUGCUAUCGUCCUGCAUGCUCUCCUCCCACCCGACAUCAGCCGAUGUCGAUACCAAUUAGACAAGUCGUCGCCUUCAUCCAUCAACAGCGUGUGCCCAGACAUCGGCCGCUUCCUGCGUGCUUGGUUCGACCUGCAAAAGAUGCAACCCCUGUCAACCCAUGAGGAUCGCAGGGUCCGCAUUCUGGAGCCUGUACCAGAGUUUCUCGUCGAGUACUGCGAUCCAGUCAUUAGUCCUCACCAGCUCGGUAUGGGGGAUUCGCGCUGCCCUGAGCUCCAUGAAAAUGUUGACAGAGCCAUUCGUGCUCUACACUUUCUCGGCCAGGCAAACUUUGAUGGUCUACCUGCUUGGCACCAGUAUCAUGCUGGAUUUCACCAAAAGUGGGGCCAUGGUUUCAACGAAUCAUCCUCAUCGGCCGCCCCAUCUCUCCCCACCAUCAUCGCAAGUGUAUGCGAUCUUGCACAACGGUCUACCCAGGAGUUCGUCUACUGGUUUUGCAACAAUAAGCUUGAAACCUUGGACCAGCUAACAAGCAUUAUCAAAUAUAACAUUUCUUCUGUCGAGGAUACCCCUCUAGGCAAAAAAGUCGCUCCUGGAAUUGAUGGUAAUUUUGCACAACUUGUGAAACGUCGAUUCCGACUAGCGCUCGAGUACUACCUGAGCAAAGACCCUAUUCAACGAGGCACCCAGCUGCUUAAGACUGUGACCGCCUCCCCCUAUCUCCCUCCGUUUUCCAGGGACAAAAUACAGUUCAACUUCGUCUCGCCCCCCGGGCGACAUCCCGUCGACAGCAGAGAGUCGAUGUUGUACCAAUUUGUGCACUCCUGCUUCAUGAGUGUCGACAUCGGCUUCGAUGUUGCCCUGGCCAUCUUGUUAGCUGAGGGGGUAUGGAAUGGCAUCCCGUACCUGAAAGGACGGUCCAUCCGUCGCGCUGGGUUAAAUGUUGCAUCUCGAUACGCUAUGUAG